Molecule: messenger RNA, 1410 nt
Organism: Leguminivora glycinivorella
Lineage: Eukaryota; Metazoa; Arthropoda; Insecta; Lepidoptera; Tortricidae
Exons: 3
Coding region: 210-1256 (348 amino acids)
Source: RefSeq, a predicted model, not a curated record
UUACCAGGUAGUCCUUUAAACCUACAGGCGACUUUUGCACAAUAUUUAAAGACAAUCAAUUGACUAUUGAACUGAUUUUUAGUUCAUUCAUUCAUUCCCUUACCCUUUCCAGUCAUUCCACCGCCAUAGUUGCUCAUUCUUUUUUCGUGCACGGCGACGAACGCACGCGCUCCUUUAGCUCCGCAGCUACGAACAUAUCGUACUCAAAAAUGUCUAAGCGCACAGCUAAAGAAAAAUUAAUUCACUAUCGUGAAAAAAUCAAGAGACUUGAACAAAUUUAUGAUUCGUCUUCAUCGGAAGAUGAAGAUGUUGUAAUGGACCCUGACGGUCCCAUACUGGCUCAUGAUCCUAUUAUACAGGAACCACAAAGAAACAUCGAAAAUCCCGAACCGGAACAUAAUAGUAGUGUACCGAUGUCGGACCAUAAUAACGGGAUUAUUGUACCUGAAAAUCAGGCAGAUUUACCGAUGUCGUCAGCUCAACCCGAGCUCGCUCCAGACAUGCUGCUCGCACUCGGAGAGUCCACAGAGGACACCCCGGAAUACGGCGAAAACAUCCACGACAAUCUAACGAAACUUUGGUCACCGUUACUUAAAAAAGGCAUGACGACCGAAGCUAGAGAUAAAAUCUUAAAAGACUAUUUGGUUCCCGACAACUGCCGGUUGUUACAAGCACCAAAAUUAAACGUGGAGAUUUCAGCAGCCGUACCCGAUAUGGUUCGUAACCGAGACAAAAAUCUGGCCGCGACGCAGCAGCAACUCGGCAACGGAAUCGCUGCUAUUAACAGGGCCAUGGAUAUUCUAAUCAAAUGCGCCGAUCCCAACGGAAUCAGAGCUAUGAAACACCUCAGCAACGGUUGCCGUAUUCUGUGUGACAUCCAUGCGUCACUUACUCAGAAUCGAAUAAAACUCAUCACCCCUAGUCUCGAUAAGUCGUUCUUGCAAGUUAUUCAAGAUACAGAACGUGAUGAAACGCUGUUCGGCAAUAAAUUGGCUGAAAAAAUCAAGGCGGCGAAGACCAUUGAAAAACAAGGUCUUCAAAUUAAGAAAACGUCUCCAAAGAAACCCGCGACGGCACAACCGUCGACAAACCGAGCGUCGUACUCGGGAAACUGGACAGCGCCCCCUCGUUACGCGUCGAACAGGGGGGGGCGGAGAGGUGCUCGCAGGCAGGCGAGCUACAGCCGUCGGGCGCUUCCGGACGCACAGCCGGCCAAGGCGGCCCCUGCGACCAAGACGAGCGCCCAGACACCGUAACACAGGGACUGCCAUCCCCUACACAAUGGGUUUACCCUGGCGGUCGAGAAGCACUUCGACAGUCCUUCAGUCGAAGAGGCACCCCGCCAGAGGCUAUAACACUGAUGUUGGCAUCACUUUCCGAUAAAACAAUACUGCAAUACGAAGUUACCUA